Molecule: messenger RNA, 2371 nt
Organism: Daktulosphaira vitifoliae (grape phylloxera)
Lineage: Eukaryota; Metazoa; Arthropoda; Insecta; Hemiptera; Phylloxeridae
Gene: ifc
Product: sphingolipid delta(4)-desaturase DES1
Exons: 6
Coding region: 983-1948 (321 amino acids)
Biological process (GO): ceramide biosynthetic process
Cellular component (GO): membrane
Molecular function (GO): sphingolipid delta-4 desaturase activity
Source: RefSeq, a predicted model, not a curated record
UUAUUACGUGAACAAUAUUUCAUUUUUUCAUGAAUUUAUUAUUGGGUACUUAUUUCUCAAUUAUAAAAAAAUCAAUAAACAGACUAUAGAAAAUGACACCCCUCACUAUGUAAUCGCCACCGGUACUAACCACUGUUACCUGACAAAGUAUUCGUAUUUUCAAUAAAUGUAUCAUUUAUAUGGCAAUCACAGUAAUCUGUAUUUCACUGUGAAAUCUCUGUUGUAUUAUAUAACUCUAUCACCCAAAAUAUAGAAAUAAAUCAUUAGAUAAAGUGCUAAAGUAAGAAGUAUGAUAGAAGAAUUAUUUAUGUUAUUUUAUUAUAAAUAGAAUCGUAUAGCUACCAUUACUCGUAACGUAAUUAAUAGUCAUAAUCUAAUUAUUCCAUAAUUAUUUACACAGAAUUUUUUUGUUGCUCUUAUCAUAGGCCGGUUACCGGCUGAGGUCGGCGUCUUUAACACUUAUUUAACUUUUACUAGAUGAUACUGAUUACAAUAUAUUUUGUGAAUAACGCUAUAGGUCAGCAAACGAAAUAUUUUAGUUGCAAUAGGAUCAAAUUCAUAAGUGGCAAUGAAGUGCUUAUUGCAUAAAUUUACCAUCACUUUUAUAUUUAAUCGUAUGUUGAUCUAUUGGGCGACAGAUGAUGCAGUGUAGUUGAUAGCCGUCGCUACUGGUCUUUUUCAGUAAUCUUUUGUCAAUGGUUGUGAUCAUCUUAUAUCUAUGUGGAAUUAUGUAUUGUACAAUGUAGUGAACAUAAAUUUUUUAUAUUAUGCUAAUUUAAUUGUUAGAAUUUUUUAAUAACCUGAAUCACAAUCUUAGGAAAAUUAUUAUUUUGUGGUAAAAUAAUCGUCAAAUGUUUAUUUAAAAACGCUUAUUAUAAAACUAGUCUUCCAUUUAAUACUUAAUACAAAACGUUUAUUAAGUGUUAACCCCACUAAAAGAUAUAUAUAAAAAAAAGGUUAUCAUUUUCUUGCGUUUUAAGUAAUGGGUGCUAAAGUUUCCAGAAGCGAUUUUGAAUGGACUUUCACAGAAGAACCACACGCGUCAAGAAGAAAAGAAAUAUUAGAAAAACAUCCAGAAAUUAAAACCCUUUAUGGUCCAGAUAGAAAUUUUAAAUGGAUUGUAAUAAUAACUACAAUCCUACAGUUAUUGUCAUUUUAUUUCAUUAAAGAUUUACAAUGGUUUUAUGUGAUAUUAUUAGCAUAUUGUUUUGGAGGUGUUGUAAAUCAUUCUUUAAUGCUAGCUAUACAUGAAAUUGCUCACAACAUGGGAUUUGGCCCAAAGUAUCCUUUGAAAAAUAAAACUUUAGGUAUGUUUGCAAAUUUACCGAUAGGUUUACCUUUUUCUGUCACAUUCAAACACUAUCAUCUCGAACAUCACAGAUAUCAAGGAGAUGAAAAAUUGGAUACAGAUAUACCUACAUAUUUAGAAGCAAAGUUAUUCAGUUCUACAUUUGGUAAAUUUGUGUGGGUAUUGUUGCAGCCAUUCUUUUAUGCUUUUAGACCUAUGUUUACAUAUCCAAAAAAUCCUACUGCACUUGAAAUUAUCAGCGUGUUUAUACAAUUGUUAUUUGACUACUGGGUAUAUUCAAAUUUAGGUAUUAAAGUUCUAACCUACAUGCUAGGAGGUUCUUUAAUGGCAAUGGGCCUACAUCCAGUGGCUGGACAUUUUAUAUCUGAACAUUAUAUGUUUCACAAAGGGUUUGAAACAUACUCUUAUUAUGGUCCAUUAAAUUAUAUUACAUUCAAUGUUGGAUACCAUAAUGAACAUCAUGAUUUUCCAUUUGUUCCUGGGUCAAAACUUCCUUUGGUAAAAAAAAUUGCACCAGAAUUUUAUGAUGAUUUACCACAACAUCAUUCAUGGUCAAGUGUGCUGUAUGAUUUUAUAAUGGAUCCAAAUAUAGGACCUUAUGCAAGGAUGAAACGUAAACAUCAAGGUUUAAAGUCUUAAAAUCUGUUAUAUAAUUAUUUUUAAAAAUGAAGCUUUAAUAACAUAUCUUAUUAUUUAUAUCUUGAAUUAUUGUUAUUAUUAAGUUUAUUUAGAGUAAUUUAUCGUUAGUCUGAUCGAGUUUUAUACCAUUAAUCUUAGUGCAUUGUAUUCUUGAAGUCUGUUAGAUUACUUAAUUGAAACCAAUUGUGAUUAGUAUAUGAAGAAGUGAUGUUGUUUGCCAAUUAUUAUUAUUGACUACUUAGAAACUUGUCUACUUAACUUUUUUACUUAACGUCAAUACAAUUUUUGAAAAAUUAAGUAUUAUAUUUAUUUAAAAAUUUUAUAUUAUUCUCAUUAAGAAAGUAUUUUAAUUUAUUUUCUUAAAUUUAUUAUUAAGUAUUAUAUUUUAUUAGUAUCAUUUUGAUAACUAACGUUUUUUUACUG